AUGAAUUUGAGCAAGAAGAAGGUUGAUUUGGCCCUAGAAUGUCCUUUUUGCCAAACUCAGGUGGAGACUUCUGAUCACUUAUUCCUUCACUGUAAUAUCAGCAAGCAGGUCUGGUUUCUUUCUCCUCUUGGUUUACGGAUACCUCCCUCAACCGGGCUGGAUUAUUGGAUAGAUAAGAUGCUGAAUGUUGGGGACUCCUAUGGAUCUCAACUGUUUAGUGUCAUUUUGUGGAAAUUGUGGAGCUGGAGAAACCGGGUGGUCUUUAAAAAGGAGGUUUUUAUCCCACAACAAGUGGUAAAUGAAGCAACUGAAUGGAUCCAUGAGUAUAAUAUUUCAAACCCGGGUAAAGGAGAGCAUAGAGCGAUAGGGAUGGUGGAAGGCAGCGAAGGUGCGAAGCACGCGACAACGAUGGUACAUGUGGAUGCAGGCUGUUUUGAAGAUGGUACAAUUGCUAUGGGGUGUGUUAUGAAGGAGGCCAACAGAGGAGUUUUCCUAUCAGCCACAAGGAAGAUUGCAAUGGAUGUGGACCCUUCUAUGGCGGAAGCUUUGGCGCUUCGUUGGGCUUUACAAACUGCUGUGGAUCUCAAGAUCACUGAAGCUGUCUUUCACUCGGAUGCAAUGUCAGUGGUGGAUUGCAUUAACCGCCUAUCUUUCAAUGCUGUGUUGGAACCCAUAAUAGUUGAUUGCUUAGGUUUGCUUGAAUCUUUUUCUUCUGCUGUUUGUUUGUAUAUCAGUAGAAAUUGUAACAUGGAUGCUCACAAACUUGUUGGUAUUGGCCACAGAGUGGGUUCUAGGACUUGGCUAGGUGAACCCUCCUCUGAAUUAUCUAUUGUAGACUUUCCUCCUUGUUAUCGUUAA
Vicia villosa (hairy vetch) is the source of this 858-nucleotide messenger RNA. RefSeq lists its product as uncharacterized. Gene Ontology annotation, molecular function: RNA-DNA hybrid ribonuclease activity; nucleic acid binding. The record is from RefSeq and is a predicted model, not a curated record. Lineage: Eukaryota; Viridiplantae; Streptophyta; Magnoliopsida; Fabales; Fabaceae. The transcript has a single exon. Bases 1 to 858 code for a protein of 285 amino acids.